CCGCACAGACAUAAUAUUCAUUAAAAUCGUAUAUUAAUCCUGCAUUAUUAUACAAAGUAUACAUAAUUGAAAGUGCCGGGAACAGCUAUCCCAAUUACCCACGACAUUAAUAAUACUUUCAUCAAACCGCAAUAAAAACAUAGUGUUUUAUAAUUCUGUAUUUAUUUUAAUAUAGAAAAUAGAAAUAGGAAUGGGGUGCUGAGAAACUGAACCAGUGACCUACUUGUUAGCACAUAAAGAUCCUUGGUUCUACAAGGCAUCCACUGAAGGCCCAAGGACCAUAAUAUACAAAAGGCAUGAUAAUACACAGCCUUCAAAUCGUUGCUAUUUCUGUACCAAGUAUGAAACAACGUGGAGAAUCCGUCACUCUGACUUGUGACUACGAUUUGGAAGGAGGGAAGUUAUACUCAGUUAAGUGGUAUAGGGAUAAUGAGGAGUUCUACAGAUAUAUGCCACGUUUGAGGCCUCCACAACACGCACAUAGAUUGGAGGGUGUUAAAGUUGAUCUGGAGAGGUCAAGCGCUCGGCGCGUGCACCUUCGGGACCUGACAUUCAAGUCCCGAGGCCUCUACCGCUGCGAAGUGUCUGAAGAGGCCCCCUCCUUUCACUCCGCACAAUCUGAGGCUUUCAUGGAAGUUUAUUAUUUUUCGCGCGAAAACCCACGUAUAGUUGGCCAUGAACGAAUAUAUGAAUUACAUGAGCCACUGGACGUCAAUUGCACAUCGGCGAAAGCAUUUCCAGCACCGGCUUUAGAAUGGCACAUGAAUGGACAUAUGGUAACGGACAGAUCGUUGAUGAUAGAAUACGAUCCUGAACCAGUACCACAAGGCUUUUAUAUUUCAACAUUGGGUCUUCGGGCACAGGCCAGGCCUCAUAUGCGCGUGCGAUGCAUUGCCAGCAUAGGCAAUCAUAAGCGGGAAAGAACAGUUUUAAUAGAAACCAAUUCAUCGAAUCGCCACAUAGAAACGAGCUUUAGUCCAAUAAUUAUCAUCGUCAGUAAUGUAUUUUUAUAUCAAAGUUUAUCAUGA
This is a messenger RNA of Pieris brassicae (large cabbage white), 1028 nucleotides long. RefSeq lists its product as uncharacterized. The coding region runs from base 297 to 1028 and encodes 243 amino acids. Lineage: Eukaryota; Metazoa; Arthropoda; Insecta; Lepidoptera; Pieridae. The transcript is spliced from 7 exons. The record is from RefSeq and is a predicted model, not a curated record.